Prinia subflava (tawny-flanked prinia) is the source of this 2859-nucleotide messenger RNA. RefSeq names its product GATA binding protein 3 (gene GATA3). The record is from RefSeq and is a predicted model, not a curated record. The transcript is spliced from 5 exons. Bases 1163 to 2494 code for a protein of 443 amino acids. Gene Ontology annotation, biological process: positive regulation of transcription by RNA polymerase II; regulation of epithelial cell differentiation; immune system development. Gene Ontology annotation, cellular component: nucleus. Gene Ontology annotation, molecular function: DNA-binding transcription factor activity, RNA polymerase II-specific; RNA polymerase II cis-regulatory region sequence-specific DNA binding; zinc ion binding. NCBI's taxonomy places the organism in Eukaryota, Metazoa, Chordata, Aves, Passeriformes, Cisticolidae.
AGGAAAAAAAAAAAAGAAAAAAAAAGGGAGAGAGAGGGAGGAAAAAAAAGUAGGGAAAAAAAUAGUGCGAGCGAGCACAAGCUGAUCUGAUCAAGCACUUUCAGCUUCAUCCCUCCUGGGUCACAUACUGCUUCUCCACCAAGGUUUGUGCGGAAUUUCUUUAGCAACUUGUCGCUUUUUAAAUUUUGCUUUUUCCUCCCUCUCCCCACCCUCCUUUUCUCCUCACUCCCUCCUUUCACCCCCACUCUCCUCUCCCAUCGCUUUACCCCCUCCUCGAUUUCCCCCCUCUCCGUCGCUUCUCUUCUCCCCCUGUUCCCCCUUUCUCGGUUGCAUAAUAAUUAAUGAGCAAUCAAAGUGACUCUGGGCUGUGCAGCAGCGAAUAGCACAAGUUCUCACCGGCUUAAGCCACUGGAGCUUCUCAGGUGCAAAUGGAGCAAAUAAAAAAAUAAACAAACAACCGCGACGACCAAAAAAAAAAAAAAAAAAAAAAGAAAAAAGAAAAGCAAAAAAAACCCCAAACCCAAGGAAAAGUAAGAGCUGGGCGGCAGGAGCGCGGCGGGAGCUGCUGGGCUCCGCUCCGAGCCCGGAGAGAGCGAAAGAGAAAGAGGUGCUGGGAGAGGUGGGUCCAGGGCAGAGCAGGCGCUUCCCAGGGAUGGCUGCCGAGGGAUGGGAUGGGUUUUCUCCUGCCUAAAAAGUCAGGUGCUAAAGUUCAGAACUUCUCAAGUACGUUUCUCUCCCUGCCUCUCUCUCUCUCUCUCUCUCUCUCUCUCUGCUCCUUCCCUUUCCUCUUUCUCGUUACAGGUGAUCAAAGAAGAGAAACAUCUGCAACAGAGAGGAAGAAACGAGUGGAUCUCGCUUCGGAGAGAAAUUUUUCCCCCAAGAUUUUUGUUUUGUUUUGUUUUUCCCUUUUUUCUCCCUUUUUAUUUUAUCAGUUUUCCUUUUUUUUUUUUUUUUUUUUUUUUUUUUGGAAUCGACCGCUUCUCACCACAACCCCUCUACUCCCUCCACUUUAAACCAAACUUAACCAGAAACAUCCCCGAACUCGCCGAGCACUUUUCCCCGCCCUGCGUUAACUCCGGCAGCGUCUCCCGCUCCCAUCUCAAGCCCUCCGCGCCUUGCUGAGGAGGAGGAGGAGGAGGAGGAAGAGCAGCCAGCUCGGAAGAUGGAGGUCUCCACGGACCAGCCGCGGUGGGUGAGCCACCACCACCCGGCCGUGCUCAAUGGGCAGCACCCGGACUCGCAUCACCCCUCGCUUGGCCAUACCUACAUGGACCCCACGCAGUAUCCUCUCGCCGAGGAAGUGGAUGUACUUUUUAAUAUCGACGGACAAGGCAACCCCGUCCCGCCGUAUUACGGCAACUCCGUGAGAGCCACGGUGCAGAGAUACCCCACGGCCCACCACGGGAGCCAGGUGUGCCGUCCCCCGCUGCUGCACGGCUCGCUGCCCUGGCUGGACGGGAGCAAGGCGCUGAGCAGCCAUCACAGCGCUUCCCCCUGGAACCUCAGCCCCUUCUCCAAGACCUCCAUCCAUCACAGCUCGCCGGGACCCCUUUCCGUCUACCCACCCGCCUCCUCUUCCACUUUAUCCGCCGGCCACUCCAGCCCGCACCUUUUCACCUUCCCGCCGACCCCUCCGAAAGAUGUGUCCCCGGAUCCGUCCAUCUCCACCCCCGGCUCCACCGGCUCCACCCGGCAGGACGAGAAGGAAUGCAUCAAAUACCAGGUGUCCCUGGCCGACACCAUGAAGCUGGAGUCCUCUCACUCUCGGAGCAGCAUGGCCUCUUUAGGAGGAGCCACGUCCUCCGCUCAUCACCCCAUCACUACCUACCCACCGUAUGUCCCAGAAUAUGGCUCUGGACUUUUUCCCCCCAGUAGCCUCUUAGGAGGAUCGCCAACCGGCUUCGGGUGUAAAUCGCGACCAAAAGCACGGUCGAGCACAGGCAGGGAGUGUGUAAACUGUGGGGCUACCUCAACCCCUCUGUGGAGAAGAGACGGCACUGGGCACUAUUUGUGUAACGCCUGUGGACUCUACCACAAAAUGAACGGGCAGAACCGGCCCCUGAUCAAACCCAAGAGAAGACUGUCUGCAGCCAGGAGGGCGGGCACGUCCUGUGCAAACUGUCAGACCACCACUACCACCCUGUGGAGGAGAAAUGCCAACGGCGAUCCCGUCUGUAAUGCCUGUGGGCUCUACUACAAGCUGCACAAUAUUAACAGACCCCUGACUAUGAAGAAAGAAGGAAUUCAGACCAGAAACCGAAAGAUGUCUAGCAAAUCCAAAAAGUGCAAAAAGGUCCAUGACAACCUCGAAGACUUUCCCAAGAGCAGCUCCUUUAACCCCGCCGCCCUCUCCAGACACAUGUCCUCCAUCAGCCACAUUUCACCCUUCAGUCACUCCAGCCACAUGCUGACCACACCGACACCGAUGCAUCCUCCAUCCAGCCUCUCCUUCGGACCUCACCACCCUUCCAGCAUGGUCACUGCCAUGGGUUAGCAAGAGACUCCCCUGCUGAAUGCUUACGGUCUCAAAAUGAGAUUUACUUUAUAUACUACUUGCAUUUUUGCAGGCGUGUGGUUAUGGGUCUGACGUCCCGAAUCAAAUGGGAGGGGGAAAUUAAAAAAAAAAAAGAAUAAAAAAAAAAAAUUAAAAAAAAAAAGUUAUUUGAAGGCGUAAAGAGAGAGAGAAAAAAAAUUAAAAAUGCAGAAAAAAACUACAAAAAGCACAAAAAAGGAAAAAAAAAGAAAAAAAGAGAAAAAAGUAAAAAAAAAAGUUUUAAAAAGGUGAUGUUUGCCACUUUUUAAAGGAACUCACUAUGGCGUCUAUGUAUUCUUACCCACUGAAUCUGGAUACCAUUUGUG